Messenger RNA from Lutzomyia longipalpis, 1514 nucleotides. It is a transcript of the gene spict, whose product is annotated as magnesium transporter NIPA2. The transcript is spliced from 2 exons. The record is from RefSeq and is a predicted model, not a curated record. Bases 282 to 1358 code for a protein of 358 amino acids. Lineage: Eukaryota; Metazoa; Arthropoda; Insecta; Diptera; Psychodidae. Gene Ontology annotation, molecular function: magnesium ion transmembrane transporter activity. Gene Ontology annotation, cellular component: membrane. Gene Ontology annotation, biological process: magnesium ion transport.
GAAAAUCAGUAGAGGUAAUGUUUAUUGGGUUCAUGAGUCAUUUGUCAAUUUCUCGUGUUUUUCUUCUAUUGAUAAAAAAAUCUUAUCAUUUUCUUAGCUGAUUUCUCCCUUUAAUUUUUAACAAAAUAUUCAAUUAAAUAUAAUCCUAAAUUAUGUAUAAGUGAACAUUAUAAUAAUCAAAAAGCAUCAGGAAGCUUUUAGGAAAAGUUUUUGAAGGAAAAAGUGCUUGAAGCUGAUUCUUUUUUUUUUGAGACCCCCACGAAAUAAGGAAGCGCCCGAAAAUGUCCUCUUCGACAAAACCUAGUGCCUCAAUACAGGAGCUGGCAGUUCAGAGUGAAUUCUACAUUGGUCUGGGCUUAGCAAUCUCAUCCAGCUUCUUCAUUGGAUCGAGUUUUAUCAUAAAGAAAAAAGCCCUGAUUCGAAUGACGAGAAUUGGGGCUGUUAGAGCUGGUUCCGGAGGCUUUGGAUAUCUCAAGGAGUGGAUUUGGUGGGCAGGACUUAUUUGCAUGGGUGUAGGAGAGGCAGCAAAUUUUGCAGCUUAUGCCUUUGCUCCGGCCUCCCUGGUAACCCCCUUGGGGGCACUGAGUGUCAUCGUAGCUGCUGUGAUGUCAUCGAAAUUCCUCAAUGAAAAGCUGAACCUUCUGGGGAAAUUGGGAUGCUUCCUGUGCAUCAUUGGGUCCGUUAUAAUUGUCAUUCAUUCCCCGAAAGAGGUGGAAGUGGAGGAUUUGAAUGUUUUGCUGGAGAAAUUGCAAGACACGAGCUUCCUUGUCUACGUCCUCGUCAUCAUGUCCAUCUCAUUGACAAUUGCCGUGUACUUGGGCCCCAAAUUUGGGCAUUCAAAUGUCAUUUGGUACGUCCUACUGUGCUCAGCAGUUGGGAGUCUCACGGUGAUGUCGUGCAAGGCACUCGGGUUGUGUAUUAAGGAUGCCAUCACGGGGAGAUCCAAUGACUUCUCCACCCUCAUGCCGUACAUCCUCAUCAUCACCACCGUCAUCUUCAUUGGCAUCCAAAUGAACUACCUCAAUCGUGCCCUUGAUAUCUUCAACACCAGCAUCGUUACGCCCGUAUACUACGUGAUCUUCACGACCCUCGUGAUUGUGGCAUCGGCGAUCUUGUUCAAGGAAUGGCGUCACAUGGCUGCAUCGGAUGUAAUUGGCGAUCUCUGUGGCUUCUUCGUGAUUAUCGUGGCGGUGAUUCUGCUCAAUGCCUUCCGGGAUAUGGAUAUCACGUUAAACGAUGUGCGGGGGAUUGUACGACCAAAGCGACAACUGCUCCAGCAGCAGGCAAGUCAAAUGGACGAGAUACUCAUAAAUCAGCAGAAAAACUACGGCACGAAUGAGCUCGAUUUACGUGUAUGACGUGACAAUAAAAAGUACUUUAAGGCUGCACCCAAAAUAAGUUAAGAGACUGCAAAGAAAAACCUCCUCCUCCUUCGUUUAUUUUUUUUUUAUUUUAACAAUCAUGCUGUGUAGAUAAUAAAAUAAAAAAAUUUGUUAAGAAAUUUGGCUACAAAA